This is a messenger RNA of Saimiri boliviensis boliviensis (Bolivian squirrel monkey), 3755 nucleotides long. It is a transcript of the gene ESYT2, whose product is annotated as extended synaptotagmin 2. Gene Ontology annotation, molecular function: calcium-dependent phospholipid binding; phosphatidylinositol binding; phosphatidylcholine binding. Gene Ontology annotation, biological process: lipid transport. The record is from RefSeq and is a predicted model, not a curated record. Gene Ontology annotation, cellular component: endoplasmic reticulum membrane. NCBI's taxonomy places the organism in Eukaryota, Metazoa, Chordata, Mammalia, Primates, Cebidae.
CCGCGUGAUGACGUCGCCGUCCCGGGCGGAGGCGGGCGUGCGGCGGAGCCGCGUCCCCUCAGAGGGGCGCCGGCGCGGAGCUGAGCCGCCCGGGAUCCGCGCGAGCACGCAGCCCGCCUCGGCCGGGAGGGCGGCGCGGCACGGCGGGGCGAUGAGCGGCGCCCGGGGCGAGGGCCCGGAGGCGGGUGUCGACGGGGCCGGGGGCCGCGCGGCGCCCGAGAACCCCGGGGGCGUGCUGAGCGCGGAGCUGCCCGGGCUGCUGGCGCAGCUGGCGCGGAGCUUCGCGCUGCUGCUGCCCGUGUACGCGCUGGGCUACCUGGGGCUCAGCUUCAGCUGGGUGCUGCUGGCGCUCGCGCUGCUCGCCUGGUGCCGCCGCAGCCGCGGCCUCAAGGCCCUGCGUCUGUGCCGCGCGCUGGCGCUGCUGGAGGACGAGGAGCGCGCCGUGCGCCUGGGGGUGCGCGCCUGCGACCUGCCCGCCUGGGUUCAUUUUCCAGACACUGAAAGAGCAGAAUGGCUAAAUAAGACCGUAAAACACAUGUGGCCUUUCAUUUGCCAAUUUAUAGAGAAGUUGUUUCGAGAAACUAUAGAACCAGCCGUGCGGGGAGCAAACACCCACCUUAGCACCUUCAGUUUCACGAGGAUCGACAUGGGCCAGCAGCCCCUCAGGAUCAAUGGUGUUAAGGUAUAUACUGAAAAUGUAGACAAGAGACAAAUUAUUUUGGACCUUCAGAUUAGUUUUGUAGGAAAUUGUGAGAUUGAUUUGGAGAUCAAACGCUAUUUUUGUAGAGCUGGUGUGAAAAGUAUUCAGAUUCAUGGUACCAUGCGGGUGAUUCUGGAACCGUUGAUUGGAGAUAUGCCUUUAGUUGGAGCUUUGUCUGUCUUCUUCCUUAGGAAACCACUUUUAGAAAUUAACUGGACAGGACUGACGAAUCUUCUGGAUAUCCCUGGAUUGAAUGGUUUAUCAGAUACUAUCAUUUCGGAUAUAAUAUCAAAUUAUCUGGUGCUUCCCAAUCGAAUCACCGUUCCUCUUGUCAGUGAAGUUCAGAUAGCUCAGUUGCGGUUUCCUGUACCAAAGGGUGUUCUAAGGAUACAUUUUAUUGAAGCUCAGGAUCUUCAGGGGAAAGACACUUACCUUAAGGGACUUGUCAAGGGAAAGUCGGACCCCUAUGGAAUCAUUAGAGUUGGCAACCAAAUCUUCCAAAGCAAAGUCAUCAAAGAGAACCUCAGUCCAAAGUGGAAUGAAGUAUAUGAGGCUUUAGUGUAUGAACAUCCUGGACAAGAAUUAGAGAUUGAGCUCUUUGAUGAAGACCCAGACAAGGAUGACUUUUUAGGAAGUCUUAUGAUUGAUCUUAUUGAAGUUGAAAAGGAGCGCCUUUUAGAUGAAUGGUUCACUCUGGACGAGGUUCCCAAGGGGAAGCUGCACUUGAGACUGGAGUGGCUCACGCUAAUACCAAAUGCAUCGAACCUCGAUAAGGUGCUAACUGACAUCAAAGCUGACAAAGACCAAGCCAGCGAUGGUCUUUCUUCUGCAUUGCUGAUCUUGUACUUGGAUUCAGCAAGGAACCUUCCAAGUAACCCAUUAGAAUUUAACCCCGAUGUCUUGAAGAAGACUGCAGUUCAGAGAGCUUUAAAGUCGGGAAAGAAAAUAAGCAGCAACCCAAACCCUCUUGUCCAGAUGUCAGUUGGGCACAAGGCCCAGGAAAGCAAGAUUCGAUACAAAACCAACGAACCUGUGUGGGAAGAAAACUUCACUUUCUUCAUUCACAAUCCCAAGCGCCAGGACCUUGAAGUUGAGGUCAGAGACGAGCAGCACCAGUGUUCGCUGGGGAACCUGCAGAUCCCCCUCAGCCAGCUGCUCACCAGUGAGGACAUGACACUGAAUCAGCGCUUCCAACUCAGCAACUCGGGUCCAAACAGCACUAUCAAGAUGAAGAUUGCGCUCCGGGUGCUCCGUCUCGAAAAGCGAGAGAGACCUCCAGACCACCGGCACUCGGCUCAAGUCAAACGGCCCUCGGUGUCCAAAGAGGGGAGGAGAACAUCUGUCAGAUCUCACAUCUCCGGGUCUCCAGGCCCUGGCGGCAGCGACACAGCUCCAUCCGCACCAGUCACUGGGGGCGGCGAUAAGCCUGGUGUGGAAGAAAAGGCCCAGCCCCCUGAGGCCGUCCCUCAGGGGCUGCAGGACGUGGGCAGAGGCCCCUCCAGCCUCCUGGGCUCCCCAGGCCACGUCUCGGUCAAGGAGCCCACCCCCAGCAUCGCCUCAGACAUCUCGCUCCCCAUCGCCACACAGGAGCUGCGGCAAAGGCUGAGGCAGCUGGAAAACGGGACGACCCUGGGACAGUCUCCACUGGGGCAGAUCCAGCUGACCAUCCGGCACAGCUCGCAGAGAAACAAGCUGAUCGUGGUUGUGCAUACCUGCAGAAACCUCAUUGCCUUCUCUGAAGACGGCUCUGACCCCUACGUCCGCAUGUAUUUAUUACCAGACAAGAGGCGAUCAGGAAGGAGGAAAACACAUGUGUCAAAGAAAACAUUAAAUCCAGUGUUUGAUCAAAGCUUUGAUUUCAGUGUUUCGUUACCGGAGGUGCAAAGGAGAACUCUCGACGUCGCCGUGAAGAACAGUGGCGGCUUCCUGUCCAAAGACAAAGGGCUCCUUGGCAAAGUAUUGGUUGCUCUGGCAUCUGAAGACCUUGCCAAAGGCUGGACCCAGUGGUAUGACCUCACGGAAGACGGGACGAGGCCUCAGGCCAUGACAUAGCCGCACCAGGCGGGAGGGAGGCACCCUCCUCAGCGGAGCACCUCCCCCUCCACCCGGAACACACCCUCUCACAGACGUACCAAUGUUAUUUUUAUAAUUUCAUGUAUUUAGUUAUACAUACCUUAAUAGUUUUAUAAAAUUGUUGACAUUUUAGGCAAAUUUGGCCAAUAUUAUCGUUAAAUUUUGUAUGUUGGAUUUCCUCUAGGAUUUCGCCAAUUCCUACAAUGUGCAAUAGGGUGGUGAUAGCCCUUGUGUCUGUGGACUCUGCUCAGCUGUGUCUGUAGGAGGCGGGUGUGUCUGUGCUUUAUUAUGGCCUUGUUUAUACAUCACUCAGUAUCCUAUGCCAUGUAAAUAGAUUCUAUUUUUUAUAAUCUUUACAUGCUGGUUUAAAUGCAGAAGAAAAUAGAUCAAGGAAAUAUAUAUUUUCUUCUAAAACUUAAUAAAUUCUUGUGACAAAUAAUCAUUUUCCUCUUUGCAGCAAAAAGUUCUCAGUGACCUAUUUUGUGGUAUUUCUUUUUAAAAAGAAAAGCUGAAAGAUAAAAUGUUAGUAUGUUUCUGCCCAUUAUGAAUGAUGAAAUAAAGUAAUCAAAAUAUUAACAUUUUCAUAAAUAUAAGGAUGUAUUAUUGAGAAGUAAGUUGAAGGGCUUAUAAAGAAAAAUGUUUUAUAACUGAGUAAUAUAAGAUAUUAAGAGAAUUGUCAUGGUUCAUAAAUUAUAUUGUACUAAUCUGAAAUUUCCUACGUAAAAAUGAAAUGUCUUGUUUAUUUUAAUUGCUGUUAUAAGUUACUUAUGAAACAGUAUACAGACACCUUGUUCUUUUCCUAAAAUAGAAGAACAGACUUUCAAUAUUAGCAAUUAAGCUACUGCCAAAUAGUCAUGGGCUUUGGGAAUUUUCAGUGUCUUCCCAGCCUGUAGAAAACAGAAAGUGCACAUUGUCCUUUUAAAGGUUGUGAGGUAGACUGGGAUGCGUCGCUAGGAAAUUGCAUUAGAAAUUGAAAGCUCGA